ACGAGGAGAAGCAGGUCGUCUAUUUCUGAAGGUUGCUCUUCCUCUUCGUCGCGGUUACGAGAAGUCAGCAUUGAAGCCUCGAAUUUGUUGACCAUCAUACACAUAAAAAUACACACACAUCAGCUGCUGAUACCAAAGAAGAAGAAGAAGAACUUCCAGAAGGUAAAGGUAGGCUACAGGUAGAACAACGAGAUCACCGUGUAGAUGCCAAAGAACUUCCAGAAGAUAAGCGACUACAGAUAGAACAACGAGAUCAUCGUGUAGAUGCCAAAGAACUUUCAGGAGAUGUUGAACGACUGCAGGUAGAACAAGGAGAUCACCGUGUAGAUGCCGCACAUGGAGAACAGUACCAGCCAAAUGCUGGCGGACCACAAGUCCUGCUGGUGACAGGUGGAGACUAAGUAAAUCAAGGUACUAGAAUCAUCGUUCCUGACCCAGGUGAUCUUCGACUGGAAGACGGUAUGGACCAUUUUGUCUUCGAUGUCAGCAAAGUUUGUCGGCUUGCACCAGGGUCCUCCCUGGUUCGUGUGGUACUGAGUCGUGUAGUCGCACGGGGAACGUUAUUUGGAUUUGCGGAAGGUACUAGUUGUAGUUUCAUCAACAACAGGGAUGAAGCUAAAAAUAAGAGAAGUAGAACUUCUACUACGACCUUCCAAGAAGAACAGCUAGUACGACCACAUGGUUUCAUCAACAACAGGAACGCUAAAAACCACAGAACUGCACAGGAAGCUCGGAUUCACUGGCAAAAGGCGCCUUUCCCUCCUGUGCCGCCAGGUGGAUUCGUCAUGCUAAGGAGCUCAAUUCAACACGAAGAUCAUCAUGGAGAGGAAGUGCACAGCUCUGGUAGCGCUUGUGGCUGUCAGGAUACAAGUUUCCAUUAAGGGUAGGCUUUAGGUGCUCGCCAAGAAUGCUUGAGAAAAAUCAUUUGAGAUUAGGUUGCCUCUCCUAACUAGUAAAGGCAUGACUAACUACAACUGAGUAAGAAAGCUACUUCCAAGGCGCUUCUAAGUACCUCUAAUUAAAGCUAUUUCGAAGGCAGUUCUAAGUAGUGCCUCUAAUUCGAAUCUCUUUUGCUUAUGUUGUCGUGCGCAUGAAACCUCUACCUCCUCUACCGUGCAGACGACAUCGCUUCUGAGAGGAGUGCCAAACGAUGGAGGAAUCGAAGUUGAUCAUGAAUUUCCACAUCAAGAAAUAUCUUUGAAGAAUCUCUUGCCGUGUCGAAGCAAUAGAACGAGUGCAACUGCGACUACACUUCCUGUCGAUCGUGGAAGAACAACACCUGUCGAUGAUGGUUCUGGUGGACGACAGGAUCGGGAAGGCGCUCGCGUUACAACUUCCUUCGAGACUCGUGAGACGCUAGCCUUAUUUAUUAGUGAAAGAUGCUGGCUUCGCUGCUACCACCUUCGGCACUUCCUUUGCAGAGUUACGCUUAUUGCUGUCAUCUCUUCGGUAAUUUAUUCCUCAAAAUGGGUUUCUUAGUUUAGGGCUAGAAGUGUAGUCCAAAAACUGCCCACACAUCUCGCGUUGGUGAGGAGCGUGAUACUUUUUUUCUCUCCUAGAUGGGUUUAAGGUUUCUUAGUUGUAGGUAAUUAGGGUUAGGUUGGAGUGAGCGCUAACAGUCGCUCCGCGUGCACGUGUAAGCCGUUGAUUCACGAAGCAACGCGCGUGUGUAUUCGUGGCGGAUAUCAUGGAAAUCUAGUGGCUGCGCCAGAAGUAGUCAUCGGACCGUACCUGUGUAUAGUUCUACUUCUAUUAGACUUGGCGUGCUUCUGA
This is a messenger RNA of Amoebophrya sp. A25, 1773 nucleotides long. The record is from the annotation of a GenBank genome assembly. Lineage: Eukaryota; Dinophyceae; Syndiniales; Amoebophryaceae.